Molecule: messenger RNA, 1752 nt
Organism: Poeciliopsis prolifica (blackstripe livebearer)
Lineage: Eukaryota; Metazoa; Chordata; Actinopteri; Cyprinodontiformes; Poeciliidae
Product: pyridoxal kinase-like
Exons: 12
Coding region: 260-1183 (307 amino acids)
Biological process (GO): pyridoxal 5'-phosphate salvage
Cellular component (GO): cytosol
Molecular function (GO): pyridoxal kinase activity
Source: RefSeq, a predicted model, not a curated record
AGUCUGUAACUCGCUGUUCCCUUCAAGGACUCACAUGAAAAUGAACCACAAACAGCGACGUUACCGGUAACAGUAACGUUAAGGGCCGUAAUAGCUGUUUGUGUGCGCUCAUUCGCACGCGCUCUCUCCCUCAUUCAUACACACACACGCAUCAUUACAGUCGCGGCCGCACGCGCUCUCCGUCACAUCUGUGUGAGAGACGUGGUUGUCUUUGAGUAACGGAUUAUCUACAUUUCCCCUCGGCUGACCGGGAGCCGCCAUGGAAUGCCGUGUUCUGUCCAUACAGAGCCAUGUAGUCCGGGGAUACGUGGGCAACAAGAGCGCCUCUUUCCCAUUACAGGUUUUAGGGUUUGAGGUGGACUCCAUCAACUCGGUGCAGUUCUCCAACCACACAGGUUAUUCUCACUGGAAAGGCCAGGUGUUAACAGCAGAUGAGCUGCAUGUUCUUUAUGAGGGAAUCAAACUGAACAACGUACACCAAUAUGACUAUGUAUUAACAGGGUAUACCAGAGACACGUCUUUUUUAGAGAUGGUGGUGGACAUUGUUCAGGAGCUAAAGAGAGCCAAUCCCAAUCUGGUUUAUGUAUGUGACCCCGUCCUUGGUGAUCAUGGAUCCAUGUAUGUUCCUCAGAAUCUUUAUCCGGUCUACAAGAAUAAGGUUGUUCCUGUUGCAGACAUCAUUACUCCUAACCAGUUUGAGGCUGAAUUAUUAACAGGGAAAAACAUCAGCUCACAGAAGGAUGCUGUGGAGGUGAUGGACCUUCUACACGCCAUGGGCCCAGACACAGUAGUUAUUACUUCCUCUGAUCUUCCCCCCAGACUGGGAGACCGCUUUCUCGUUUCACUGGGUAGCCAGCGUCAUGUUCGUCCAGAUGGAAGCAGGACGACACAGAGAGUUCGAAUAGAAGUCCCCAAAGUGGACGCCGUCUUUGUAGGAACUGGAGAUCUGUUUGCAGCCAUGCUGCUUGCAUGGACACAUCAUUACCCCAAUGAUCUAAAGACGGCCUGUGAAAAGACCUUUUCAGUGAUGCACCAUGUCAUCCAGAGGACCAUAUCUUAUGCUCAUGAGUUAGCAGGCCCUGGUCGGAGGCCCAGUCCGCCUCAGCUGGAACUGAGGAUGGUUCAAAGUAAAGCCGACAUAGAAGAUCCUGCUAUAGUAACGGAGGCCACCAUCAUAUCCUAACAUUGACAUCCCAUAAGACUCACUAACUCCCCCGCCUCUUCACCCCAUCGACUUCAAAAAUACUGUAUCUCAGUAAAAAAACAAAGAAGCCGUUUAACUUCAACAUGUUAUUAUCCAGACUUCUCAAACACUUUAGUAUCAUAACACCUGCCUCCUGUGAUCCAAAAACCUUUAUCCCUUUAAGUCCUCAGUGUCGUAACUGUUUAAACCAGAACCUCCCCGACCUGUGACUACAAAGUUGAUUUUCCCCAACCCUGUUCUGGAACCAGAGCCAUGGAUAGACUGAAGCUUUGAUCUGAGUGGACUGUAUCUGCUUAUGCUGACAGUAGCUGUGUUUCCAUUACAAAUGGGUGUAAAACUUUGUCAGUAUUCCGGUAAUGUACAAAGAAGACAAUUCUGCAGUUGCAGUUUUACCAUUAAAUAAGAAAUGCAAUUAAAAUCACAAGUGAAUAAGUUUGUUCAUUAGAAAACAUAACAUGCCAUGAUCCUUCAAACACUUUGUUUUUUUUAUCGGUUACAACAUUGUUGUAACUGCAACAAUAAUGUUGUUCAUUAUUUAAUUUGAGUGA